Messenger RNA from Petromyzon marinus (sea lamprey), 1423 nucleotides. It is a transcript of the gene DRAM1, whose product is annotated as DNA damage regulated autophagy modulator 1. The record is from RefSeq and is a predicted model, not a curated record. Gene Ontology annotation, biological process: photoreceptor cell maintenance; regulation of autophagy. NCBI's taxonomy places the organism in Eukaryota, Metazoa, Chordata, Hyperoartia, Petromyzontiformes, Petromyzontidae. Gene Ontology annotation, cellular component: lysosome.
GAUGGAGUUGAGUUGUGUGGAUUGGAGUGGGAGGGGAGUGGGGUGGAUUGGCGCUGAAGUUGCAGAUUGUUUCAACUUCUCUAUUUGGUCCGGAUGUCACGGCUCUGGGCUCUGUUCGGGGCAGCAUUUCCUAUUAUUAAAGCGACCGUGUUUGUCUCUCUCUACCCGUGACCCUCUCUCUCUGCAUUUGCCUCUUCCAGUGUCUCUCUCUGUGUCGCCCCUGUAUAUCCCUGUCUCUCUCCCCGUGUCUUUCUCUCUCCCCUUAUCCCUUAUAUCCCUGUCUCUCUCCCCGUGUCUUUCUCUCUCCCCUUAUCUCUCUGUGAUAAUGGAUUAGUCACGCGCUGCUUGGGAGGCGAGUGACGCAGUGGUCACUUCCUCGUGCUCAGUUCGCUGGGGCACGCUUUGCAGGGUGCAACAGGCGCUUCGUGCGGCGUGUCUCGGGGCGGCUGUCGGUGCCACUUCAGUUCCAUGCCGUCCUUUUGGUCGUUCACGGAGGGCGCUUCCGCGAUGCCGCUCUUCGUGGUGUGCUGGACCACCGCCACCUUCGGAACCAGCUACCUCACGGCCGCAUUGCGCGGGGACGUGGAUCCCAUACUGCCCUAUAUUAGUGACACGGCUGGGCGCCCCCCAGAGAGCUGCGUGUUUGGACUGAUGCUGAGCAUAUCAGCGCUGGCAGCCGCUCUCACGAUGUUCGUACGCUACCGUCUGGUGGCGUACGCGACGUGUGGCCGCAGCUACGCCAUCUUUGUCAACCGCACGGGGUUCGCCAUCGGCCUCAUCAGCUGCCUCGGGCUCCUCGUGGUCGCCAACUUCCAGAACACCACGGAGUUCAAGGUGCACAUGACGGGGGCCGGGUUGGCGUUCGCGGGGGGCGCCCUCUACUCGACGCUGCACGCGCUCCUCUCGUGGUGCACGGAGCCCCGGGGGCUCGCGUGUGCGCGUACCGCCCUCAGCGUAUGGAGCCUCGCCAGUGGCGUCACGAUGGUGGUCGCUGUCUGCCUCGCCACUUGGGACCUCACGUACAAGUACCAGACUAAGACUCUGCUCCGAGUGUCCGCCGCGGCCGAGUGGAGCCUCGGGGUUUCCUUCCUCACGUUCUUCCUCACCUUCAUCCGCGACUUCCAGGGCAUGAGAUUCCGUGUAAUCGCGGAGCAGAGUCCGGAGCAUCAGGGUUUGCUGGACGAGAGGAGGCAACUUCUUCCCCAGUGAGGUCCUUGCGAGGACUCAACACGCGUCAUUCCGAGCCUCACCCGAGAUGCAACCCUUUCCUCUCAGACCUCGUUUCCGUCCCCAUCCCCGCGGAUCCCACAGUGGAGGCCAUGACAAUGAUAUAGUGUUGAUCGCGUUUUUAUAUUGAAUUAUUUUUAUACCAAUCGCGCUGCACUUAUAUUGAAUAACCACGUGAAUAAAUGACUUGACUCAC